Messenger RNA from Moneuplotes crassus, 1577 nucleotides. Lineage: Eukaryota; Ciliophora; Spirotrichea; Euplotida; Euplotidae. The record is from the annotation of a GenBank genome assembly.
GAAAAAUAUGAGCUCGCUUGAUUUAUACGAAUUGAUACAAGAAGUCGGUUCUGGAGCAUAUUCCACAGUCUAUAAGGCUAAGAAAAUAACUGAUGGAAGGAUUUAUGGGAUAAAGAAGAUCAAUAUAUCUCCAUUGAACUAUAAAGAAAGAAUGAAUGCUCUGAAUGAAAUCACCUUGUUAUCAGGCAUUGAGCAUCCUAAUGUAGUUCAGUACAAGGACUCUUUUCUAUCUGACGAGAGCAAAUACUUGUGCCUUGUGAUGGACUUCGCUCCUGAAGGAGAUGUCUUCGCAAAGAUCAAGAAAGCAAAAAUGGAUGUCGAGUUGAUAGAUGAAGGGGAAAUCUGGAAUAUUAUUAUACAGGUCUUGAGAGGAUUGAAGUCAUUGCACGCUCAGCAUAUUGUUCACAGAGAUAUUAAAAGCGCUAAUAUCUUCUUAUACCAAGAUGGCUUAGUGAAAAUAUAGGAGAUUUGAAUGUAAGCAAGAUACUUAAAGAUGGGAUGAAUUAUACUCAAACUGGUACUCCUUACUAUGCCAGUCCUGAAGUUUGGGAAAAUAAAAAGUAUGAUGGAAGAAGUGAUAUUUGGUCCUUAGGAUGAGUCCUAUUUGAGUGUCUAAUGCAUGACCCUCCUUUCAAAGAGGCUUGAUCAAAAUUUGAUAUAAAUCUGCUCAAAACGACACCAGUCCCGAAAAUUGAUCCUCAGUAUGGAUACUCAGAUGAUAUUGAGCAGUUGGUCAAUAUGAUGUUGAUAGUUGAUACAGAUUUACGACCAACUGCAGAGAAAAUUCUUUCCUAUCCUAUUGUACAAGAAAUGGAAGAGAGAUAUUGAACUCAAAAUUUCACAGAAACCGAAGUUAAAAUUGAUAACAAGAAGAUUAAUAAAUAAAUUAUUCAUGCCUGAGAACCCUGUCUGGUUGAACUUCAGACUUCCAAGGACUGAGUUUGGCAAACCUACAGAGUUAAGAGAUACAGAACUAUAUCCAAAAUAUGAAGAGAAGAAAGCCUAUCAGUUAUAUCCGAACAAAUACAGAAAGAUCAGAAAGCCAACUAGAAUGAAAGAGAAAGAAAAUCCUCGAGACUUUUACUCAAAUUAUCAGAAAAUAAGGGAGCAGGAUGAAUUAGAAAAGCUGAUGAGGGAGAGAGCGCAUUCUGAAAAGAUAGAGAAAGGUAUUGGAAAGUUCAACAGUACUUCAAAUCCUUAUUACAAUGCCUUGGAGAAUACAAAGUUAGGUCCAGGUAUCUACAAAGGCUUGAAACUGCCUUUGUCAACUGCAGUAAAGACCAAAGAAGAAGAGUUUGGGAUGAAAUUCACCCCUGCUAGCAGAAAUGCUGUUGAUAAUGAGAAGAAAAGAAGAAUAGCAGCAAUAGAGACUAUUUCUUUACGAAGACUUGUGAAUAACAAUUCUCAAGAGCAAAUCAGAAGAGAUGAUAAGAUGUACGAAAGUAAAUAUGGGGUCAGCAGGUAUAGCAGUUUUGGAGGUAUGAUUGAUCUUGACAAGAUCAGAAGGAAGGCAAUGCUUGAUAAAUAUUAAUUCAAAAACCUUAAUUACCCAUACCUCAAGUUUCAAAUUUCUCAUA